UUUCUGAAAUGAUCGGACAUCCGGCUGGUGUGCAAAGAACGGUAAUUCAACAUUCUGACAUUCUAAAUAUCCUAGGUUCAUCAUAUUUGAUUAGUUUUUCCACCAAAAAUAUCAUUCAUUUUCAGAUGUGCAUAUUGGUGGGACAGGAGGAUCCAAUCGUUUUCCUGCAAGUUGCAUAGUGGAUCUAAUAGGGAUGGAGGAUGUAAAAUAGUUUGUGAACACUUCUCCUCCUAUAUAAUGCUUCAUUGCCAUUUGUAGAUGUGCAUAUUGUCAGGACAGGAGGAUCCAAUUAUUUUCGUAAAAGUUAAUAGUGAAUCUUAGAGGGGUGGAGGAUGUAAAAUACCUUAUGAACACUUCUCCUAUGUGGCUUUAUCAGAUAGAUUUGAAACUUUGUACAAUGCUUCAUUGCCAUUGUUAGAUGUGCAUAUUUUCGGAACAGGAGGAUCCAAUUAUUUUUCUAAAAGUUAUAGUGGAUCCAAGAGGAGUGGAGGAUGUUAAAGUAACGAAGAAAAAGUCCAUUGACACAGUGGAACAAGAGGGCAGUAGCUGGAUAUACGAAGCUUUAUUUUGUAGGAACAAUCAGUGAAGAGUAAGAGUGAAGAACAAAAGACAGACACAGAUGAAGAGUGAAGAAUAAAGAAGAUAGAAAAAAAAUGGGUAAACGUGUUGGAAAGUAACAAAACACAAACAGCACAAAGAUCUAAAGAUGGCCUGGAAGAGUUCGUCAAUUGUAAGCUAUCCAGACUCGGAUGAUGACAACGAUCCGUUACACUACAUCAAAAAGUCACGACCAAAACAGGACAAUGUGCAGUAUACGCCAGUAUAUAAAAAUAAAGUAGGAAAGAUAGCCGGGCAUCCGAGAGACCCGAGGCUAGAAAGCAGAAAUAGGGAUCCAAGACUGCAACCCAAAACUAAUGAGUCAAGGGACCCUAGACUUCACUCAAGAAACGUAGAAAAUCGAGAAUUCAGAGCAUUGCCACAAACUGACGAAGCAAGUAUCCACUACGAACCGGUGUAUAAUCGUAAAGUUCGGGACAUCGGAAGAGAGAUUGAUCAUGCAUCUCGCGCUAAUUCAUACGAGAGUGCUGGGGCAAGGUGGAAACAGUACAAAUCAGAGAAGGCCGCAGAGAUUUCAAAACCGGAUAAGUAUCAGAGCGCAGAAUCGGGUUGGAAGAAGUUAAAAUCCGAAAACAAAUGGAACACAUCUCACUGGACACGGGCGAGUGACUCUUCUGACGAUGAAGAUAAGUACAAUAGAAAAACACCGAAAUCGAAAAUAGAUAUAUAUUCGAAUUCUCAGGAGAUGGAAGAAGCUUGUACCGAAGAAAAACCUAGAGGGAAUGACUUUUGGUGGAAAUACAAAGACGAUGAUCCCGUCACUGAUAGCUCCCUUCUUGAACACGCUCCGAAAUCCGAGGAGAAAAAUGAUGAUUUGUUUGAUGAUAUAUUGAGUGGAAAUCUUGCAGAGAGUAAGAAAAGCACGGAAAAAACAGAUGAUUUUAACGAUGACUUUCUAUACGAAGACGUUCUAAUGCAAUCCAGAAAAGUCCUAGAAGAGGGAAAAGCCUUUUUAGGAGAAACCGUAAACGAAAAAUGCGACAGAGGAAAAGAUCACUACCCGAUUUUUCACGAAGGGAGUUUCGAUAAAUCUCGGAAUGCACAUGAUUCAGUAUCAUCUCAGAAUUUCAGAUCAGAGGAUCACAUGUUGACGGAAAAGAGGUUUAAUGACUGCCCUCAGUAUCAUGCUGAGCCUGAUGACAAAACCGAAAAUCACUUGUAUAAACAUGUGGACCAUGAGUUCGAAGAUAAUGGCGAAACAUGGGCUCGAUCAAUAACAGUGGAGAAAAAGGACGAUUCAAAUUGGUCUGAUGAAAGCCUUUCUCCCAUUCGUCGGGAUGAACAAAGUGAAGACAGAGAUGUUGAGGUAAACUUAGUUAAGAAGAGAAGUCCAAGCAGGACAAGGAAUGAUUCUUCAUCUAGUCAUGAUGCUAAGGAAAAGAGGAAAGACGAGAAAGUUUCAAAUCUCUCUCCACCUCGCCAAGAACCGCGUAUAUUGGAACCAGCGCAACCAGUUUUGAUUAAUCCAUACGAUAAUCCAAAAUUGAAUGUUGAUAAUAUCAGUAAGUAUUUCGAUGAUUUAAUGGAGUGGAAUUAUAGCCAUCGGUGCCUCAUCUGUGACAAAACAUUUGAAAAUCUAACAAAAUGGACGGAACAUAUUUUGGACACUAAGCAUGGUCGAGAGUUUCAUCUUGAUCCAUACCGAUGUCCACCCUGUCAUGAAAUGUUUCGGAGCAAGCAGGAGUGGAAAAUGCACAUGGCGUAUGCUCCUUCUCAUGGCUUUAUGGGAAGUAUAAACAUGCCGAAACCAUGCACGGUUUUACCACCAUCACCGGCUUUUCCGGUUCAACAUGGUUGGAGAUGUAAAGGCUGCUAUAUUAUAUCACAGACAGAUGAGGACGCCAUGCGCCACAUCAAGUAUGUGCAUCUUAUUCACUCAGCUCAGUAUCCUUGCCCAUUGUGUGGAGAGCCUUUCUGGCAUCAACGGGAUCUAGACCGCCACGCUGAUGAUGUUCAUGCUCCACCUAAAUAUCAUUGUGAUAUUUGUCAGCGGGCAUUUGAAUCGAGUGAAAAGCUUCAAACUCAUCGCUUGAUAAAACACUCCAAAAAAAUUACGUGCUACAGAUGUGAAAAACAGAUUGAUGAACUAAUUUUUAAGGAACAUUGUGAAAUGCACAAAUUAGAAAUGCGUAAAUGUGACUACUGUGGAGAUGUUUUCAAAGAUAGUUAUCAUUUGGAUAAACACAUAAGAAAUGACCACAAGAAACGCCAUCGCUAUCGUUCUUCUUCAAGAUCCCCAGAUCGUCGAUCAUCUCGGCGAAGAUCUCGUAGAAGUUCAUCAAGGUCAAGAAGAAGUUCUUCCAAAUCUCGAAAAAGUUCAACCAGAGAUGAACAACGUAAAAAGGAGAAGUCGGUCCCUGACGAUUCUCCUACCAGAAAGGAAGUAGAGAGGCAAACAAGCAAAGAAAUUGAGAGGUCCAGAUCUCAAGAUGAUUCGAGCAUUCCAUCAAGUAGCGGCGCUACUCCCACAAGGGAUGAAGAGGAGGAUAUAUAUCCACCUGGAGACGAGAACUACAGACAAUCAUCGCCAAAACAAAAUAUCGACAUUAAAGAAGCAGCGCCUGUUGAAGAUGAAAACACAAGUCGAGAUGAGGGACACUCUUCAUCUCGAUCUCCACUCGGAAGGCGCGAUUCAAGAGAUGAUCAUCACCGUUCAAGACAAAGGGACAGGUCAAACGAUUAUCACAGAUCUCGAUCAAGAUCCCAUGAUGCUCGAGAUCGUAGGUCAUCUCGUAGUGAGAAAGGCGGAUCACGUGAUAAAUCCUCGUCUCGGCGAUACCACAACGACAAGAGAAGUCGAUCCCGAUCUCGAGAAAAAGAGUACGACAGGAAACGAAGAUCGAUGUCUAAUGACAAUGACCGUGAUUAUGGCAGCCAUUGUAAAGAUCGUGGAUACGUUGAUUCGGUAGACAAGUAUGCGAAAGAUGAGUCGGGAAAUAUGGAACAUGAUAGACUUAACAACAGCUCGUCAAAUGCACAGGACAGUCCCUCUAAUGAUGUUGAUGGAGAUGAUGACGAAACCGAAUGGGAAAGGAAAAUCAGUGCGAAGAUGAUUGUUAAAGAUGAGAUAUGGGAUAAAGAAGAAGACGACAAAUCUAAUGACGUGUCGUAUGAAACGGUUCAAAAAGACCUGCCAAUAUUUGACAUUCCAAUGGAAGAGGACAUUAAAAAAUCGUCAUCCGAAAAUCCAAUAGAAAACGCGACGUGGGUUGUGGAGAAACCGCUUGAUGAAAAUAAAGACUUGAAGUCUGAACAUGAAGGUGACGAGGAAGAAAAGAAGCAGUUUGUAUGUAAAGAAUGCGGAAAGUCAUUGGGAUCAUUGAUGCAACUGCGUGAUCAUUUCACGGUGAAGCACAAGAAAGGUUACAACCUGCGAAACAAAAGAAUUUCUAGCUCUGAGGUCAAAAAAAGUCAACCAGUCCUACCAAAGGAACCGAAACUGUCAGAGGAACAAAAGGAAAUUGCCAAACUCAUUGAGGGGAUAGAAUGAUCACUUAAUCAAUAUGUGCAUAUAAUCAAUUAUGGUUAUACAGUCAGAAUUCGAUUUCAGUUCUAAAUGUUCAUCUCAUUAUGGACUUUAAACAAGAACCCUUAGAGUUAAUACCUGUCUACCAACAUACCUGUACCAAGAAAAGUCGUAGUACACUUGUGUAUAUAUAUGUGUAUCCAAAUAAUGUUUAAGUGGUUUGGCAACCAGUUUGAUGGGCGCAUCGAAUUUUAAAAUCCUAUUUGUGUGAAUUCUAGUGGUUAAGCACAGUCGAUAACAAAUGACAUGCAAUGAUUGUAUAGUGUACAAAUCCAAAAAUUUUGGUUUCUUUGAUUUGAUAAUUAUAUCUACCGGAAACAUGGAAAUGUAAUCCAGUUCACUCAAAAAAAAACCACAAAAAAAAAACACUUUAAUGUUUUCAUCAGAGUUUUUUAGGCCACGAAAUCGUUGAGUUAUUCAUUGUGGCAUUAUAAAACAAGUAAUCGAUAUUUGCACGUAAUGUGAUUUUAAUUAAUUUUUUUUUUUUUUUGUUAUUUGAUUAGACAUUGCGUUUUGAAAUAAAGAAUCUUUGCUGCGAA
Messenger RNA from Ostrea edulis (European flat oyster), 4683 nucleotides. RefSeq lists its product as uncharacterized. Gene Ontology annotation, molecular function: RNA polymerase II transcription regulatory region sequence-specific DNA binding; DNA-binding transcription factor activity, RNA polymerase II-specific. Bases 707 to 4108 code for a protein of 1133 amino acids. NCBI's taxonomy places the organism in Eukaryota, Metazoa, Mollusca, Bivalvia, Ostreida, Ostreidae. Gene Ontology annotation, biological process: regulation of transcription by RNA polymerase II. Gene Ontology annotation, cellular component: nucleus. The record is from RefSeq and is a predicted model, not a curated record. The transcript is spliced from 5 exons.